This is a messenger RNA of Daldinia decipiens, 2300 nucleotides long. RefSeq lists its product as uncharacterized. Bases 408 to 2081 code for a protein of 557 amino acids. The transcript has a single exon. Lineage: Eukaryota; Fungi; Ascomycota; Sordariomycetes; Xylariales; Hypoxylaceae. The record is from RefSeq and is a predicted model, not a curated record.
UCGUCGCUGCUUCCGCUGCUUGUUGCAACACCAGCAGAAGAUCACAAAGCUUCCGGUCGCUCUUUCGCCCGGCGGAUAGCUUCUUCAGCCCUAGAUCUCUAGUAAGUACGCUCCUUCCCUCGUCGCCGACCAUUUCACUCAAUCUCAUCUCCUUGCAAUUGUUCAAGACGCCAAAUCUUUUCCCUUUAGCACAAUACCCAUUAUCCAUCACCCCAAGAUAAUCCAAUCCCAGCAACAAAAUACACCAAGCUUCAAGCCCAUCCCCAAGGCUAGCCCAAUCAUCAUACUCCUUUCCUUCCCCAUACAAUAAAUACCCCCUUCCCUUCCCAAUCCUGCCCAUACAGUGCAACUCGCCCAUAAACAUCCACACUGCACCAUUCACACCACAACCCCGUCGGGAUAGUACCAUGGCCCACCGUGCUUUCCGCAGGGGCAACUCCAUCCCCUCAACAUCCGUACUUAUACCCUCCCCCCCAGCCCCCCUCUCUGACCAAGUCCAAUCUCCAGUCUUGCCAGUCGAAACCGCCGAGAUGUGCUUCGUCGAGUACGUCGGCUACACCUGCGGACACACCAGCGUCCCCGUCAUGCGGCCCUGCCCCAUGACCACGCAGAUGCACAACAACCCCUGCUGCCCGCACCCAGCCUGCCGCCCCAUGCUCCCCGCGACCAUGUGUCCGGCCUGCGGCCGCAUCCUCCACGGCCGCUUCAUCGACAUCAUCGAAUACGAGCACCGAUUCAUGCACGAGCGCGGGGCCUGCAGCUGCGACAUCCGCUUUCCGCACCUGCAACAGCCGCGCAUGGUCACCCGUAGCGGAAGCGGAAGCGGAAGCGGCUCCGGCUCCGGCCGCGGACCCACAUUCGGCAUUAGCGACAACCCGGCCCUCAGCUUCCCGGCAACCGCGCAGAUGGACGGCUCCCAAUUCUCCUUCUCGCCGUCCGCCGCUGCGUUCACGCCAUCUGCCGAUCCGAGCCCAUACUCGCAGUAUGCGCAGCCCUCGACCUCCAGCGCCGCUGCCAACAUCGCAGCAGCAACAACUCUUCCUGCCGGCAUGGCUAAUGUCAGCAUUAGCACGCCUUCCGACGUUCGUAGCGCCAGCCCUGAGAUGCCUAGCCGGCAGCGCCACGGCAAGGGCAAGCGAUGGAAGGGCAAAGGACGCGGUAGGGAUCAGUCCUUCUACCAGAACAAUCGCCAGCGUCGCCGCGCCUCGACCUCCGCCACGCCCCGCAACGGCCCCGGACUGCCGCCCCUGUUCGAGGAGAGGGAGCACAACUCGUCCAGACGCCUCAGCGUAUCGGUCCGCAUGCUGAGCCUCUACGGCGCCGAGUGGACACGUGACCAUGCCGAGUUGCACCGAGCCGGCCGCUGCUCAUGUGACAUCACGUUUGAUCGCUAUACCGGCCGCUCGGAGAUGCGUGAAGAGAUGUCCGCUGCUGCGACUGCUGCUAGGAGCAACAACGACAGCAACAGCAACAGCAACAGCAACAGCAGCGGUAGUAUGCCCGCAAUCCAGUAUGGCCCGAACGACGCUCGUCGAUACAUCAACGAAGACGAGAGCGCGAACACCUUGCCCACAAACAACUACGACGCCAACAAUGGUGCCAGCACCUCCGGCUUCCAGAGCCCCGCCGCAUCAAGCUUCGCGCCCAGCUUCGCGCCCAGCUUCCAGCCGCCUGUGGACCAGGCAACGCCGCCGUAUCUGCACAUUUCCGACACCGUUCAUCAAUACUGGGCUCCCCACACCACGCAAUCCGCACCUGUCACUCCCGUCGCUCCCGGUCAGCCCGCCCGUUGGGCCUGUAGUCCCUAUGACACGUCCGCGAUGCAGGGUCAGGGACAGCAAUCCCAGCAGCAGCAGCAGCAGCACGGCUACAACGCCGCCUCAUCCGGACCCCCGAUUUUCCAUAGCGCUAUCAGCCACCCCAUCGACAUGCAGACCAUCUACUACGAACCAGAGGGCACCCCUAUUCUCGGCCUACCCGUCGGCGCGGGCCCCGAAGGUGACUCUCACAUGCCUCCCUUCGAGAACUGCGAGUUGUACUACCCCAAGCUUUCCCCGGAGCAGCGUCCGGCAUCUCACUAAGGAUACCAGAGAUAUCACAUCUCGCACAUCAUCUUAACAUCCGACACCACAUUGUCGUGAUCUGCACCUACAUACGAGCUUUCGCCAUUUCGGCAAUAUACCACCUACUUGCUGCAAUGUUGCUUGACGUAGGAACGAUAAACCAGUGACAAAUUUUCACUGAACAGCUCGGCUACAGAAAGGAGACACGAACUGUAAGGAGAGAAGAGAGGACGAUAA